Messenger RNA from Trichomonas vaginalis G3, 1204 nucleotides. RefSeq names its product keratin-associated protein family. The record is from RefSeq and is a predicted model, not a curated record. The annotation marks the transcript as partial. NCBI's taxonomy places the organism in Eukaryota, Parabasalia, Trichomonadida, Trichomonadidae. The transcript has a single exon.
AUGCAAAGUGAGAUAGAUGCACUCUGGGCUUUUCUUGGUGGCAUAGAUAGCAUGAAGUUUUAUGUUGAGUUUGCUAAAUUACAUGGAAAUACAGGAAGUUUCUUUGACGGUCUCAAAAAUUUAUGGGGUAAAGUAACAUAUAAUACAAAGAAACUAACUAACUGGGCACUCAAACGUAAAAAUAUGUUCGACGGACUUGCUUACAACCCUCGUCUCGGAAUUAUUGAACCAAUUAAUUUACAUCCUUUAAUGGCAGCAAGAGAUUUAGAUGAAGGAGGACAAGUGGUUCAAACAAUUGUUGAAAAUCUACUGAAUAUAUAUCCUGAGUUUAAAGAAGUUUUAACAGCAACAAACACAACAAUUCGUGAAAACUGUAUAGUGUUUAACACUGAAGAUAAUAUUUUAGACUAUAUGUUCGUUGUUUUAGGUCAGUUAGCUAAGACAAUAAAAGAGAAAGGUAUUGACUCAGUCAUAACAGUUGAAGAUGUAAUGUUAAGAAAGACUUUUGACUCAUUGUUUCAAGAACCAAAAGAAGUAGUUAGUCUUUAUGAAGUUUUGAACGCAAUGCUGACAAAAAUAAAUGAAAGUGACACUGGUAACAUAAGUGAAGCAAAAGUUGUUGAACUUCUUUCACAAAAAGCAGAUAAAAACCAUGUUCAUUAUAUAAGUUCAGACGAACAGAUUAUAACGGACUACCAUGGAUAUUUAACACGAAGUGAUGAAGCGAAGACAAAAAAUGUUAAUGAAAGAAGAUAUAAAUUCAUUCGUGCUAAAGGUUAUGACAUACACUGUACUGUACAGUAUGACACAGGUAAAGCACAAGAAACAUUUGGUUAUAACAAUGAAAUUUAUGCUUCAUACUUCUUUGUUAACGGUGUAUUAGUUGAACCAAGAUUUACAUUGAGAGUUAAGGCAAAAAUAACUUUUGAAGAUGCUAUUAAAAGUAAAGCUGACAAAGUUGAACUUGACGCAACGAACAAAGUUUUGAAAUCUCAUAAACACAAUAUCUCCGAUAUAAAUGAACUUCAAGCUACAUUAGACAGUAAAGCCGACAAGAACCAUACACAUGAAUCCUUCACUACUGUUAGAGCAGACGACAUAAUAUUGAACUAUACCCUUGGUUCAAGUGCACCUUUAGAGAAUCCAAGUACAAGCGUAAAAGAUACACUAAACUCCUUAAAUAGUAAAUGUAUGAACAUUGAAG